AUGGCUCUCCCCGCCUACAAGACCACCUUCCUGGAGUCCUGCCUGUCGGCUAAUGUGCUGACCUUCGGCACCUUCACCCUGAAGUCAGGUCGCCACUCCCCCUACUUUUUCAACGCCGGCAUCUUCAACACCGCCUCUCUCCUCUCCGCUCUCUCCACCGCAUACGCCCACACCAUCAUCACCUUCCUCGCCGAGAACCCUUCCAUCCCCAAGCCCGACAUCAUCUUCGGCCCCGCAUACAAAGGCAUUCCCCUCGCCUGUGCCACCCUCCUCGAACUGAACCGCAUCGACCCCGCCACCUGGGGCAGCGUGUCGUACAGCUACAACCGCAAAGAAGCGAAGGACCACGGCGAGGGCGGCAACAUUGUCGGCGCCGCUCUGAAGGGCAAGACGGUGCUUGUGAUUGACGAUGUCAUCACUGCCGGCACUGCGAUGCGCGAGACCCUCAACCUCGUCGCGAAGGAGGGCGGCAAGGUCGUUGGAUUCACUGUUGCUCUGGACCGCUUGGAGAAGAUGCCCGGACCUAAGGACGAGAAUGGAGUCGAGGACGACAAGCCCAGAAUGAGCGCUAUGGGUCAGAUUCGUAAGGAAUAUGGUGUGCCCACGACGAGUAUUGUUACUCUGGACGACUUGAUCAAAUUGAUGCAGGAGAAGGGCAAUGAGGCCGAUAUGAAGAGGUUGGAGGAGUAUAGGGCUAAGUAUCAGGCUAGUGAUUAA
Messenger RNA from Aspergillus luchuensis, 717 nucleotides. RefSeq names its product orotate phosphoribosyltransferase (gene URA5). Gene Ontology annotation, molecular function: orotate phosphoribosyltransferase activity. Gene Ontology annotation, cellular component: cytoplasm. Gene Ontology annotation, biological process: pyrimidine nucleotide biosynthetic process; pyrimidine ribonucleoside biosynthetic process; 'de novo' pyrimidine nucleobase biosynthetic process. NCBI's taxonomy places the organism in Eukaryota, Fungi, Ascomycota, Eurotiomycetes, Eurotiales, Aspergillaceae. The transcript is spliced from 3 exons. The coding region runs from base 1 to 717 and encodes 238 amino acids. The record is from RefSeq and is a predicted model, not a curated record.